This is a messenger RNA of Rhizophagus irregularis DAOM 181602=DAOM 197198, 789 nucleotides long. The record is from RefSeq and is a predicted model, not a curated record. NCBI's taxonomy places the organism in Eukaryota, Fungi, Glomeromycota, Glomeromycetes, Glomerales, Glomeraceae.
AUGGAUCCUAAAGAAAAUAAAAGAAGUUUAUGGGAGUCUGUUAAUUAUGAUAAAUAUCAGAAACAUGUUACAAUUUCUACUAUUGAUUCAACUACUGAAUCAUCAGAAGAGAUAGAUGAUAAAAUAGUUUAUAUGGAAGAUUUAGAAAAAAGAAAACAAGUAUAUGGAAUAUGUGGAGAAUGUAAUGAACCUGGUACAGGACAAGAUUGGUGGCAACCUUGUAAUGCUAAAAGAUUUAAGGAUAACUUUAAAAAUUGGACUAGUGGAAAUAAAAAUAUUGAUAAAUUUAUACAACAAUCACAAAUUAAUGCUGUGUACUAUCAAAAAUAUCUUGAAUGGAUACCUUUUGAAAAUUUUAAAAAUAUUACCUAUAUUACCAGAGGUGGAUUUGGUAAAAUUUAUUCAGCUAAAUGGCAUGAAGGAUAUCUUAAUUAUUGGGAUAUUGAAAAUCAAAAAUGGAAAAGGUAUAGCAGAAAAGUUGCAUUAAAAAGUUUGGAUAAUUCAUCUUGUAUAAGUACAGAAUUUUUAAAUGAGAUUAAAACUCAUCUUCAGAUUUAUCUUUUUGAUGUUAUUCAAUGUUAUGGAAUAACUCAAGAUCCAAAUACCAAAGAUUAUAUGAUGGUUUUAGAAUAUUGUGAAGGUGGAAAUUUGAGAAAUUAUUAUAUGAAUCAUGAAUCAGAUUAUUAUUCAAAAUUUGAUCAAUUAAGGCAAAUUGCAAGAGGACUUCUAGAUAUUCAUAAUACUGGAAAAAUUCAUAAAGAUUUUCAUUCAGGCAAUAUAUUAUAUUAA